UUAUCGUUUAAGCUGGUCUGGGGCGGUGAGGAAAUGAAAUCUUGCACGUGGGAAUAGUGAUACAUCCUGUUUUGUUUUUUCCUCUAAGGAUACUGUUGUGCCUUUUUCAACCGUGCCUUGCAUGUGGUGAUUUUGGAUUACCAGUCGCAGCCGACAUUUAUCUGUAAGGAAACCGUGCUGAUUUAUCUGCCUUAUCAUGGCGGACACUGGAGAGGGUGAUUCUGAGUACAGAAUCAAAGAGGGUGACAACGUAGUAUUAAAACGUGGGGACAUUUUCAAAGCUGUGCAAAUUCAACUCAAAAAGAAGAUUAUUUUUGAGAAACAAUGGUUCUUCUUAGACAAUGCAAUUGGGCAUCUCUAUAGAUCUACGUUCGAAAUCGUCUCUGGAAACCUGCAGGCACAGACAGCCAAGACCACACAGAGCUCAUCUGAUGCCAAAGAGGCGGGCACAGACAACAGGAACAUUGUAGAUGAUGGGAAAUCCCAGAAACUGACCAGGGAUGACAUCGAGACACUCAAAGAGCAAGGUCUGAAGGGUCAGGAAAUCAUUCAGCAGCUCAUAGAGAACAGCUCCACAUUCAGGGAUAAGACAGAGUUUGCUCAGGACAAGUACAUCAAGAAGAAAAAGAAGAAGUAUGAAAACACAAUAAUGAUUCUCAAACCUUCCUGUCGCAUCCUGGCGAUGAUGUACCACGGCCGAGAACCUGGCAAGAUCUGCCACCUGCGGUACGACACACUGGCCCAGAUGUUGACUCUGGCAAACAUCCAUGCAGGCAGCAAAGUCUUGGUGUUUGAGACCUGUGCAGGCCUCGUGCUGGGAGCUGUCAUGGAAAGAAUGGGAGGCUAUGGUUCAGUGAUUCAGAUGUACCCAGGAGGAGGACCUGCUCGAGCCGGUGUGGAGAACUUCGGCUUCCCUGCACAUUUCCAUGAUACACUGCAUGAUUUUCCCAUCUGUCACGUCAAUGCUCUGCUGGCAGGCACUCUGGACACAAGCCACAAAGACACAAAUAAAAAAGAGUCUGACCAGGCUGCAGAGGACAAGCAGAACCAGCCUGAGGCAGAACCGCAGGACAGUCCAGAAGAACAGACGAUGGAGACAGGUGGGAAUAAUGAGACUGCCAUGGACCAAGAGAGAAAAGAGAAGGAACAACGCAGAGAAGCCAAAGCUGAGGAGAAGCGAAGGAAGCUGGCAGCUGCCGCAGCUUUGCUGGAAGGCAGAAAUGCUGACGGAUUAAUCAUCGCUAGUCGAUUCCACCCCUGUCCAGUUCUAAUGGGGCUGCUUAAAUUCCUCUCCCCCUCCAGGCCAUUCGUUGUCUACAGUCAGUACAAAGAGCCUCUUGUCGAGUGCUUCACAAAGCUGAAGGAACACGGCGGUACUGUCAACCUCAGACUAACAGACACGUGGCUCCGACAUUAUCAGGUGUUGCCUAACAGGACCCAUCCUCUGCUGCUGAUGAGUGGGGGCGGGGGCUACAUUCUUUCAGGGACAACUGUUGCCGUGGACAGCGCCAAACCUUCAGGCUCCACACCAGCCGAGGAACCAGCAACAAAGAAAAUGAAACUGACGGACACUGUGGAAUAAACACACACGCAAACGCAUUCAGAACAGCUCGCCGGUCUGACCUUUGUUUCCUACUCAAAUUAUUUGACAGGUCUGUAAUUCCUGUUAAAUGUGUUAACAGUGCAGCUGUAUGUUCUGAAAUAUUUUCUUUCAACAUGACAUUAACCAUUUAUUGUAUUGAGAAUGACAAAUUAAACUAACUGUGUUG
Messenger RNA from Cynoglossus semilaevis (tongue sole), 1769 nucleotides. RefSeq names its product tRNA methyltransferase 6 non-catalytic subunit (gene trmt6). Gene Ontology annotation, biological process: tRNA methylation. Gene Ontology annotation, cellular component: tRNA (m1A) methyltransferase complex; nucleus. Bases 197 to 1582 code for a protein of 461 amino acids. The transcript has 12 exons. The record is from RefSeq and is a predicted model, not a curated record. Lineage: Eukaryota; Metazoa; Chordata; Actinopteri; Pleuronectiformes; Cynoglossidae.